Messenger RNA from Lachancea lanzarotensis, 1659 nucleotides. It is a transcript of the gene RSC4, whose product is annotated as LALA0S02e01816g1_1. Gene Ontology annotation, biological process: chromatin remodeling. Gene Ontology annotation, molecular function: protein binding. Gene Ontology annotation, cellular component: RSC-type complex. The transcript has a single exon. Bases 1 to 1659 code for a protein of 552 amino acids. The record is from RefSeq and is a predicted model, not a curated record. Lineage: Eukaryota; Fungi; Ascomycota; Saccharomycetes; Saccharomycetales; Saccharomycetaceae.
AUGGUUUCAAAAAAGAGAAAGACCCUUCAAGGAAGUGAGAUAGUGGAGGAAGAAGUCGUUGAGCCGCAAAGAAAGUACACUGCUGGUAAGCAGCCCAGGCUGGAAGAGCAGCUUCCUCCUGUGGACUACCAUGCUCCGCUAGACCCUGACAGCGAACUCUUUGGAGCAGAUGACUGGUUUAUUCCUAAGUUCAAUUUGUUCAUUUCAUUCACAUUGGAUCAUCUAGUCGAAACCUAUAAAGAAAUGUUCAAAGACUUCAUCAAGCUUCCGAGUCGAAAAUUCCACCCUGGUUAUUUCUAUAAAAUUGAUCAACCAAUAUCGAUUAACGAGAUCAAAUCAAGAGACUACGAAUUUCUCAACGGUCACCGGACAUUCUUGUUAGACAUCGAGUUAGUUCAGAAAAACUGUGUUUCGUACAACGAUCCAGAGAGCUUGAUCGCCAAAAAUUCCAUGCAGGUUGUAAACUACGUGAAAUACGAGGUUUUGAAGGCUAAGAACGUAACGAGAAACUAUUUAAUCAACGCUGAAGUCAAAAAGCACCUCUUAAAUGCCCUCGGUCAAGUUUUGAACGCAACGGAUUUGUCGAUUGCAACACUCGUUGAUAAGCCAGUUGAAGGCCUGGAUGAUACCAUGCACAUUUCAGAGCCAUUCGUCGAUGUCAUUUUGGAAGAAGAACUCCCAGAAUACUAUGAGGUAAUUCACCGACCCAUUGCCCUGAAUCUGGUCAAGACUAACUUGGAAAUGGACCACUACACAAAGAUCUACGACUUUUACAUCGACAUGCUUCUAGUAUUUGAAAACGCUCUAAUAUACAAUGAACCAGAGACCCUAAUGUACCAAGACGCCGAGAAGUUGCUCCGAUUUUUCAGAAACUUGAUGCAGAAAUCUUUUUUCGUCUCCCUUAAGGAUGCGAGCGAGCGUGGAGAGGUCAAGCUCGAAUAUGACAAGUUCGAGUACGAACAAUACCUUGCCAGUGGGGGCAGUGAAGAGAAUGUCGAAGGGGAGAACGAAGCACCUGAUUUGGAGGAUUACGAUUUCAAUCAUUACGAGGGUCUAGGAAAUGGAUACAACAGGACUUUAUUUCCCGAGGACUACCUACUUGGCCCCAACAAAAUGAAGCCAGGUGAGUUUGCUGCGAAAAGAAUUGUUUUAGAGCCCACAGAAGAACUACCUGACGUGAACAAGUUCAAUAUUUUUAAAUCGCUUGGCAUUGACAUUGCGAAGAAGAGCGAAGAAGCGACACCCUAUUCUUUGAUUCAAGAGAUGGUUGUUUCCUCAUCCAGCUCAUAUUACAGACAGGAAUCUAGGCCUACGCAGGUCACGCAACAACCUUCUUUGAGCCAGUGCUGGGUGGAGUAUAUUAUAGAGGGCAAAAAUAUAACCAACAAGGAGAACAUGAUAUCUCUGACUUUACCACCGCCUCAGACAGCUGUGACGAUAAUGACUCAUCUUGAGCCGGGAUCUCAUUGCGAGUACAGCUUGUUAGUUAAUAAGGAGGAAGUGAGUGCAUGUCCCAGUGCAUCAACCGGAGAUCUACCUGCAGCACCACGGUAUGAAGUUCGGCUCAUUGAAGGCAACAAUCGUCUCGAAUUUAAAUGUCAAGAUUUGAAACGCGACACCACAGAGGUGGUCAAGCUAUGGAUCGUCGUGCUACCAUGA